AUGUGGAAGUGUCAUAAGUGUGGCAAGCCCGUUUACUUUGCUGAAAGGAAACAAUCAUUAGGAUAUGAUUGGCAUCCUGAGUGUUUACGCUGUGAAGAAUGUGGAAAGCGUUUAAAUCCUGGACAACAUGCUGAGCACAAAGGAGUACCGUAUUGUCAUGUUCCAUGCUAUGGAGCUCUUUUUGGUCCUCAGUUGUUUGGUCAUGGCACUAGAGUUGAAUCUCACACCAGUUUUGGUAAAAAAGAGUCUCGAUCUUCAUUACCAAGAUCACAUUUAGAAUCAAAGCUAAAGCUCUUUAAUCAGUAUUAUGAAGGCAAAAGUGGAGGUAUUCGAAGUAGGGAAGUAAAUGGACGAUUGAUAUUGGAAGGAGCUCUGAGAAUUUAUUGGGGUGUUCGAGGUGUGAUACAUCUAAAAGAAGAUGAUGAUCAAAGAACCGUGGUCACUGCUAGACAUAAAAAUUCAUAUCGAAGAAGUCAUGUGGAAAAAGUAGAACACAAAAAAAAAGUUGAAAAUAUAGAAUCAAAAAAUUUAUCUCCUUCUGAUAAUCAUCUAGAAAAUGAAGUCAAUUCAGUUCCAGCUUCUCCAGAUCACAUAAAAAGUCUUACAUUGCCAUUAAAAUUUGACAUUAAAAAAAUGAAAUGGGAAAUGAUGAAAAAUGAAGGUGAUGAAAAUGAUUGUAAUGACAGUUCUGAUUUUAAAAAAAUGUAUCAAACUUUACCAAAAAGUCUGCCUUCACUGAAAACACAUGCAACUGUUGACGUACCAUCAGUCUCAUCAGAUACAUCAGAACCAAAUAGUCCAAAUACAGAAACAAGCAAUAGCAAAAGCAAAGAUGAUAGUAGUGUUAGCAGUACUCCCACUCAUAGCAUAAGCAGUUCAUCCAAUACAGAUACUCCAAACUAUAAUGGAACACCAACAAAAAAUGGUGGUUUACGCAGAGUAGAAUAUUUUGAUAGCUUGGAUACUAAUGUUGUUAGUUGUCAUUCUGUGACUGACGAGGAUAGCUGGAUAGAAAAAGGUUUAAAUCGUUCAUUGUCUGGACCAGAUUGUUUACAAAGACAUCGAGCCGACAGUGAUAAUGAUUCUGUAAGCUCAAUUCAUUUUCGUGAUGAUGAUAAUAUGACGAUGUCAACUGAUAGUGGAUUAGAGUUGGAUGGUGUAGUCCUACGACGCAAGCAAGGUUCUACGGCAAUUAGACGUCGACCGGGUGCUAAAAGACAAUCACGAAAUCGACUUCGAAGACGCUGUUCGAUUAAUGGACAUUUUUACAAUCGAGAAACCAGUUUUUUUACGCCCCCUCAUGGAUCUCAAAUGUCAGUCUGGGUAACAAGUCUUGUUAGUACUCAAGAAGUUAUCAAUUUAAUGCUCGAUAAAUACAAAGUUGAUGCCAAAUCUGAUAAUUUUGCACUCUUUGUAAUUCGUGAUAAUGGAGAACAACGGCGAUUACGAGAAGAUGAAUAUCCCCUUGAAGUAAGAGUAGGCUUAGGACCUCAUGAAAACAUUGCUCGCCUAUUUCUAGUUGAUAAGCUUUCGACGCCUGAAAUUAGUUCUGAUGUUGCACAAUUUUUGAAUCUUUCAUUACCAGAGUGCAAUAAUAUUCUUCAACAUUAUCGUUUUGAAGAAGAACGACAGAUUUUCUUGGCAAAAGAAAAAUAUAAAGAAAUAUACCGAAGAAUAAAGCAACGUAUGGAAGAUCUAAAAGUGCGUUUGUGAGAUUUUGGAAACUAGACAUCUCUACGGAGUAUGAAUAAGUUGAUUAUACAGUUAUUGCAUGCUUUUUUAAAAAGAGAUUUAAUCAAAUUUUAGUUAAAAUGCAGUAGUUGGAAAUAAUAAUUAUUGAUUAUGACAGUUUUAUGAUUAUUUAAAUAUUAAAUUAAAUAUUGUGAAUCACUUAACUGUGAGAUGAACUAUUUAUUUAUUAAUCGAUAAAAUUUCAGGUGUACAUAACAUCUGUAUUAAAGUAAAUGAUUUCUUCCUGUUUGAGCAUGAUAAGCAUACAAUAAUAGAUAAAAAAUUAGUUCAUUAAAAAAGUAAUGUUUAUUGAAAUUAUGAUCCUUGUUUUCUAAGAAAAAACAAUCUUUAUAUAUAAAAAUCUCAUUUUUUAAUGAUAUUGCUAUGUACUGCAAGUGGUAGCAGGUUACUGCCACAUUUACUAAUGAGUUUUCGACACAAGUUUUGAAAAUAAUUGGAAUAAAUUUUAUGCAACCUUCACUACAAUACAAAAUUAGUUGAAAAUUGAAAAUGCUGCAAAUAACAUUCAUUAUUACGUGGCUCGAGUACAAUACUAAUCAUGCAAAUAUAAAUUCAGUUCAGAAUUUUACAAAAAAGUUAUAAAUUAGAUGACUAAAAUAAUUAAUUAAAAUAAUUAGCUGCUUUACAAUUGAUUUUAAUAAAUUAUAAACUAUCAUAAGUAAUGAAGCUAUCAAUAUCGCUUAUAAAUUGACUUAUAAUCAAAAUAGAAUUUUUGUAUGAAUUGUAAUAAUCAUAAUAAUGAUAAUAAUAAUAAUAAUAAUAAUAAUAAUAAUAAUAAUAAUAAUAAUAAUGAAACAUUUUUCAAAUAAAAGUAGCAGUUUUUAUCAAGCAGUUUGAAAAUGUUAAUGAAAAACGCCAUAGUAUAACUUUUAAAGAGUGAAACUUUUAGAAAACGACGAAACCUUUUGUAUACCU
Trichogramma pretiosum is the source of this 2667-nucleotide messenger RNA. RefSeq lists its product as uncharacterized. The coding region runs from base 1 to 1713 and encodes 570 amino acids. Lineage: Eukaryota; Metazoa; Arthropoda; Insecta; Hymenoptera; Trichogrammatidae. The record is from RefSeq and is a predicted model, not a curated record. The transcript has 7 exons. Gene Ontology annotation, biological process: signal transduction.